This is a messenger RNA of Vidua chalybeata, 805 nucleotides long. RefSeq names its product NADH:ubiquinone oxidoreductase core subunit S8 (gene NDUFS8). Gene Ontology annotation, molecular function: NADH dehydrogenase activity; 4 iron, 4 sulfur cluster binding. Lineage: Eukaryota; Metazoa; Chordata; Aves; Passeriformes; Viduidae. Gene Ontology annotation, biological process: mitochondrial respiratory chain complex I assembly; mitochondrial electron transport, NADH to ubiquinone. Bases 31 to 723 code for a protein of 230 amino acids. The record is from RefSeq and is a predicted model, not a curated record. Gene Ontology annotation, cellular component: membrane. The transcript has 7 exons.
GCCCCGCCCACGACGCGCCGCCGCACGCGCAUGCGCAGUGCCCGCGGGGGCGACCAGGGGUCAGGACGCCGGAGGGCCCUUGGGGCAGGACCGGCCAUGGCAGCGCUGCGACUGCUGUACCAGGCUGCCCGUGCAGGCCCCCUGGCCCCACUGGGCUCCCUGCGCCCGCUCAGCACCAGCACCCCCAGGGACUGUUACAAGUACGUCAACGUCCAGGAGCCGGCCAUGGACAUACGAUCCAUCACUGACCGCGCCGCCCAGACCCUGCUCUGGACCGAGCUCGUCCGAGGCCUGGCCAUGACCCUGAGCUACCUUUUCCGUGAGCCGGCCACCAUCAAUUACCCGUUUGAGAAGGGCCCGCUGAGCCCGCGGUUCCGCGGGGAGCAUGCGCUGCGCCGGUACCCGUCCGGGGAGGAGCGCUGCAUCGCCUGCAAGCUCUGCGAGGCCGUGUGCCCGGCACAGGCCAUCACCAUCGAGGCCGAGCCCCGUGCCGACGGCAGCCGCCGCACCACCCGCUACGACAUCGACAUGACCAAGUGCAUCUACUGCGGGUUCUGCCAGGAGGCCUGUCCUGUGGAUGCCAUCGUGGAGGGCCCCAACUUCGAGUUCUCAACGGAGACGCACGAGGAGCUGCUCUACAACAAGGAGAAGCUGCUCAACAACGGCGACAAGUGGGAGGCCGAGAUUGCGGCCAACAUCCAGGCUGAUUACCUGUACCGGUGAUGGCCCCCACCCGCCCCCCAAAUAAAGUGUUUGGGGGUUCACCCCCUCUGUUGGCACUGUGGGUGCCAGCCCCUUCCCAUAA